Molecule: messenger RNA, 450 nt
Organism: Miscanthus lutarioriparius
Lineage: Eukaryota; Viridiplantae; Streptophyta; Magnoliopsida; Poales; Poaceae
Source: the annotation of a GenBank genome assembly
AUGACAUACCGUAUGGGUAUGGUUUUUUUCCAUUUUGUCUUUGCUAUGGGAUCCAUGUACUUCGGCAUGAUGUUUGUCGGCUGGGACACUCAUCAUACAUCAGAAAAGUGGAGUAUGGAUGCCGGCUGGACCAGUACAUGGGUCCAUAUAGCUAGCGAGGGUCUAGUAGUAAUAUCCUUCGUAUCAAUACUCCUUGCCCGGAUAUAUGGAAUAGGUUGGCUUCGUCAGAUACUUGAACGGAUCAUUGGAACAGGUGGUCAGCAGAGUGGUGAAUCCCGGACCACAGAGCUCGAGAUGAACACCGGACCACCACCUUCGCCGUUAUCGCAGGCCACCGAUCUCCAAAUAUCUGAGUCCAUCAACAUCAGUGCCUUGAGCAGUAACGACAACACUGAGCUAUCUCCUCUGCCUACGUUAUCACAAACCGAGAGCGAAAUAGUUGAAGAGUAG